ACAAGGCCAUCAUUUUUCUCCUUGCGGCGUUUUAUUAACUUCGAUUUGGGUCUCUCAGGUUUCAAGAAGACAGCCUGCAAACUAACCAUUUCUCUGAAAACUUCAAUGAUCUUUGACUCGAUAUCAAUACUUCCAUUAGACAUUUGGAGAGGAAGGGGACGACGGCGAGCUUGCGGUGGCGCUCGUUGGCCGUGGGUAGCGGAGUUGGUUGGAGGGGAUGGUGUGGCAGAGGCACACAGCCUUGGGGCGGCCGCACCCAGCGGUUCACGUGAUCCGCCGGCAGCGGGUUCCUCAGGCGAGUCCAUUGGGCUUGAAGUUCUGGUCUUGAAGAAAUCAAAUGCUCAGAAAAAUGGCGACUUCGAAUUUGGAGACGCCUGCUUCGUCUUUGUCAUCAGCUCGUUUCAAUCACACCCCUUAUUACUGAUUCCAUUGUGGCAUCAGAAGGCAAGCCAUAGAGCAGAUGGAGUAAUUCUCUGGGAUUAUCAUGUUAUAUGCGUACAGAAAAGGAAAGAUAGCAACUUGCCUCAUCUAGUGUGGGAUUUAGACUCAAGUCUUCCUUUUCCAUCUCCCCUAACAACUUACGUAGCUGAAACUGUUCGGCCUUCGUUUCAGCUUUUUUCUGAGUAUCAGAGGGUUUUCCGGAUUUUGCAUGCGCCGAUAUUCCUGAAAAUGUUUGCAUCUGAUAGACGACACAUGAAGGAUUCUGCAGGAAAUUGGAUUCACCCACCACCAUCAUAUGAUGUAAUCGUUGCUGAAGAUGGGACUGCUCACAACUUGAACGAGUACAUGGAAAUGUCAUCUGUCGAUGUUGUGAAAAGCAUUAGGGAAGAGACAAUAAGUACAGUUCAGUCGGAAAAACUUGGGGUGCUGGUGAGUGAAACUCAACUAGAGGAAUUCUUUUCUCAGCCUGCAAAAUGUAUACAUCACACAGAAACGUUUAUUUUACUGUGGUGUAUCCGAUCGUCUUCACUGGCGGAAUAUUUGUCUCUGUGGCAACCGGAUUUGCAGCAAGUCAUUGGUGCGGAGCCUGUGUGUGAUAAUGGGCUGAAAGGAUGA
Striga asiatica is the source of this 1056-nucleotide messenger RNA. The record is from the annotation of a GenBank genome assembly. NCBI's taxonomy places the organism in Eukaryota, Viridiplantae, Streptophyta, Magnoliopsida, Lamiales, Orobanchaceae.